AUGGAGCGCAUCUGGGAGCCGUGCCUCGGGGUAGACGACCCACAGGCGGCGCUGGAGCACCGGUUGAUCGAGCUGUUGGUGGUGGCACUGGACGCAGAGUCGGACAAUGUAUGGGCCUCGCUGACACAAGCGCUUGAAGCCUUUCCUCGUCAUGAGCUGGUCUCUGCUCCCUCGUUGCAACUCGUUCAUUAUCUUCGCAGAGCCCACAAGGCACUGGCGCAUGCUCCUUGGAACUCGCCUGCGGGAGGUGUGCUCGACGAGCUCCGCCAGCUCUUCCCGCGCGAGCUGCGUGUUCUCGACCGUCCCUCGCUGGCGCCACUCCGGUCGCGACCGACGACGGCUGCGACGCGGAGCUCGAGUGCAUCGACUCGCGCUGCCCGUGCUGCACACAAGCUGCGGGUGACGACAGCAAGCUCGUCGGCGAUGGUGGCGAGAGCGGGCAGAGGUGGCGCGAGCGUCGGGCCCACGCCGCCGUCCAAGCCGAACCCCACGCUCUUCCGGUUCGACAUCUCACAAGUCUACCCGUACGAUGUGUCACAGAUGGCGCCUGCGACGGCGGUGACCUCGUCGGUCUCGCCGCACUUUGUCCGAGUCAACGCGCCGCCACCGACCGAGGUCCAAGCCCAGCUCGAGCUCGAGUCGACGGUGACGCGGCUGCACUCGCCGACCAAGCCGACGCAAGGCUCAACGGAGGCAUCACUGCUCCCGCCGCUGGGCGCGUCCGGCACGAGCUCGGUGGCGCCGCGAAUGCGGCCGCUGUCUGCGUCGCGCGACACGCGGCGGACGCGAAUUGCGCAGUCGUGGGCGCAGCUGCUUGACGCGGCUGCGGCGUCGCCAUAUGCGCCGCCAGACUUUCGCCCACCGACGGCAUCGCUGGAGACCGCCGAUGCACCACUGGGCAUUCAAAUCUCGGCCUCACUUACACCGGAGGCGGACGGAGACGACGAGGGAGAGAGCGAGGCGACACCACUCGACACACUGCUGCGGUCGAUGCGGCCGGCCACCAAGCCGGCGGCGGCGCUUGUUCCAGACUCUGUGGCAGCGCUGCGGUCUGUGGCCAUCACCCCGGUAUCUGCCCGCAAGAUCGACACAGCGCUGGCAGUGUACCCAGACUCGCCGGCGUCGCUCUCCUCCAAGGCGCGGAUUAUGGCCGGACCGCUGGACACUGUCGGGCGCAACGCCAACACGCUGCCUGUGCUAGAGGAGCUGUUCAAUGUCAAGACAACUGCGCUGCCGCAGGACGCGGGAUGGGCGGAGUCAAAGCCGGAGUCAGGGUCGGGACCGUGCUCGCCUCGGGCGUCGUCUCCGGCCGGCUCGGCGUCGUCGGCGUCAUCGUCGUCGGCAGCGUACUCGCCGGCAGCAUCUGUGGGCGGUGCAUCGUCUCGGGCGUCGCAUCUCUCGGCGGCUGACGCUGUCAAGCUGUGCAAGACGGCCGAGCAUGUGGUCGAGUUCUUCUCACACUCGUGGCCGGGCGACCCGGUCAAGUUUGUGCACCUCGUGUCACCGCCAGCAUCACUCGAGUACCGGCCGUACAACUUGCGAGUGGUCGAUGCGGCGCGGCUUGACCGCGAGCACUACACUAUGUCGCAGAUGGGCGUGGUGCAUGUGGUGCCCGGCGAGGCGACUGAGUUUACGCCGCUUGCCGGGUGGGUCCGGGCUGCCUCGAUGUUCAACGUUGUCCGCAAGAUCCCGUUCUUUGCCAACUUUAUCCGCCACAAGCUCCUUGCGUCGUGGAAGGCCAACGUGCGGUUCAAACUCUUUUGCGAGACGCGCGAUGUGAUUCGGGCCAAGCUCUUUGCGGCGAAUCCGUCGUUCCAGGGCACGCUCCGCGAGGUCCAGUUUCUGGCAACGGAGAUCUGGCGAGCGCCGCUGCUGGAGGUCGAAGCCAACACGACUCACACAGCGAGCACGUUUGCCGAGGCACAGGCGACGGCGCGGGAGACAGCCAAGGACAUGAUAACCGACAUUGCGCUCAAGCUGGAGCAGCACGUGCUUGUGCUCUGCGAGGCCGUGCUGCGGCGGACGCAGUGGUCGGACGCGCCGAUUGAGGCGCAAAAGACGGCUGCCAAGAAGGCCUUUUCGCUUGUGGCGUCGUCGGCGUCGUCCAAGCUCAAGUCGAUGGUGGAGGAGAAGGAGGAGUACCUCGCCAAGCUGGGGGCCAUUGCGCAGGCGGCCGACGAGGCACAGUCGCUCGGGCGGUUUAUCCGGCUUGUCGACUACCUUGCGGUGGAGGCGCUUGUUCACAACGUCCAGGCCUCGCUCGAGGCGCUGCUGAGCGUCAUGACCCGUGGCUCGGACGAGGGCGUGUUCUCGCUCGACGUGGUCUUUGCCAACAAGGCCAUGAGAUUUGAGCCCGGCCUCCCGCACUUGCUCAACAUGGUCGACUCUGCGUACGACUCGAUGACGGCGGUUGCGGCCUCGUUCCUCCGCAUCAUCACCAUGCGCUCUAUGCGUCAGUACCUUGAGCCGUCGACGCUGGCGCACCUCGAGGGCGUGUCGGCGGCAUCGGGCUACUCGCUGGCGGACCCAGCGGCGGCGGCGGUGGCGCGGUUCACCACCGGCGGUGCGCGGCGCGGGCAGGAUGCUCUCCGCGACCUGCACUCUAUCCGACACCUGCUCUCGCCGGCAGCCAACGCGCGUAUCAACGGCCUGCUUGAAGCCAUCCAUGCCACAGUGGAGGCUGACUAUUCGGCGGCGUACUUUGACGCGCGAGUCCUCACCCCGCUCCUCGACAUUCAUACGUACGGGCAGCAGUGGUCGAUGGAGGCGUACGCGGCGUCCAAGCCGUCGGCAGCCAAGCUGCGCGAGGACCUCGCCAUGGUCUCGUCGUGGGUUCUCGCUGUCUCGCGAAUGCGCAAGUCGUCGGUGGUCGGCAUGUUUCGGGUCGACUCGACCCAGCUCAAGCUUGGGCUUGUUCCGGUCCCAUCAUGCAUUCUGGCGGAGAUGAAGGAACACCUGGCAGCAGCAGCGCACGAGGCGUGCGAAGCAACGCUCAACAACAUGCUCAACACGCGUUCAAAGCUGUUGCGGAAGCCCGACCAGCUGCGGGCGUUUGCCGAGUUUGUCGACUUUGUGCGGACGACGCAGGCGUCGCGGGCGGCGUUUGACGGCGCGGCAGCCAAUGUCGAUGCGCUCUAUGAGCUGAUGCGGAGCCAUAAUGUGGAGAUCGAUAUCCCGAACCGGAUCCUCAUUGAGGAGCUUGAUGCGGUCCGCGACUCUUUCGACGAGGUCGUCGACGACGCAGAGCGGUAUGCCGAGUCUCGGCUUGCCGAGAUGAACGUCUCGCUCAACAAGCACAUUGCGUCGCUCGAGCACCAUGUGGUCUCGAUUCUCUCGGACCUCUACACCGGCGACUACGUCGAUCCCGAGGCGCAGCCUGUGGCUGUCAUCGAAGAGCUCAACGAUGUGGAGGCAUCGCUCAACGCGGCCAAGUCCAAGGCCGAGACGUUCUCCGGCUGGCAGUCGCUGUUUGAGGUCGAGUCGCCGCACGCGUAUGACUCGCUCACGGACGCCAUGGACGUGUACACCAUGCGGCGGACGAUUUGGUCCGAGCUCCAUGCGUGGAAUGACAACGUGGCGAGCUGGCGAUCGGCAGUGUUCCGGACGGUCGACACCAACGAGGUGAAGGCUGCGGUGCAGACGUCGUACGCCAAGGCGUUCAAGAUGGCGCACAAGCUGCCGGACGACCCGGUGGUGGCGCUGUGGAAGUCGUCUGUGGAAGAGUUCAAGCUCCAUCUCCCGCUCAUUCUUGACCUUGGCAACCCGGCGCUCAAGCCGCGGCACUGGCGCAAGAUCUUUGCGGCGCUCGCGGUGCCGUUUUCAGAUGCGCUUCGGUUCUCGCUCGCGGACCUCUUUGAAGCCAACGUGGUCUCGAUCCGUGAACUUGUGGCGGAGCUCUCUGCGGCGGCGUCGGGCGAGUAUCACCUCGAGCUCACGCUCACCUCGAUCCAGGACGCAUGGAAGGGCGCAAAGUUUUCUGUGCUCCCGUACAAGAAGAAGGGCAAGCUCGUCCGCCGGGUCUACAUUCUGGGCUCGGUCCGCGAUCUUGUGGCGCAGCUCGAGGAGCACCAGCUGGUGCUCACAACCAUUCUCGGCUCCCGGUUUGUGUACGGCAUCAAGGGUGCGGUUGACGAGUGGGUGGGCAAGCUCAACGCGCUUGCGGCGCUCCUUGAUGAGUGGCUGGCGUUGCAGCGCAACUGGAUGUACCUGGAGGUCAUCUUUGUGCAAAAAGACAUCCAAGCGCAGCUGCCUGCCGAGACCAAGACCUUCCAGUCUGUCCACGAGCUGUGGGUCAAGUUUAUGCAGGGUGUGGAGGCAAACCCAUCUGUGAUGUCGGUUCUUGCCGACGGCGCCAACGCGCAGCAGAUGUUUGCCCAUGCGAACGCUUAUUGCGAGAAAGUGCGCAAGUCGCUGCAAGAGUAUCUGGAGACCAAGCGGUCUGCUUUUCCGCGCUUCUACUUUCUCUCCAACGACGAGUUGCUCUCGAUUCUGGCGCAUAUUCGCGAGCCGCGGGCUGUGCUGCCGCACCUCAAGAAGUGCUUCUCGAACCUGGUGAGCCUCCGGUUUGUCGGGGGUUCAGGAGCCGAGCGGCUGGGCGCGGAGCGGCUCUCGGUCUUUGCCAUGUCGUCGGCUGAGGGCGAGGAGGUUGAGUUUGUGGAGCCUGUGUCUGCGGCAGGCAACGUCGAGGUGUGGCUGGUCAAGGUAGAGGACAUGAUGCACGAGACGCUUGCGUCGCUGACCGAGUCUGCCAUGCGGGCGUUUGCGGCGCGCGGCUCGAUUGCCGACCUCCUCUCCGAGUAUCCUGCGCAGGUCCUCCUCGCCACCGAGGCCAUCAACUGGACUGCCGGCGUUGAGUCGGCCAUUCGGCGCGAGUCGCACCCAACGAACCCACAGACCGGCGCGCUCCACUACUUCCAGGACUCGUUCAACCUCCAGCUUGAGUCGCUGGUGGCGCUGGCAAGGAGCUCUGAGUUGUCUGCGCUGGACCGGGCGGCGCUUGCGGCGCUGAUUGUGGCUGACGUGCACGCGCGUGAUGUGGUGGGCGCGCUGGCGGCGUCGCACACGGCGUCGAUCGACGACUUUGGCUGGCAGAAACAGCUGCGGUACUACUGGGAAGACGACGGGAUGAUUGUCAUCCGACAAACGUCUGCUGUGUUUGACUACCAGUACGAGUACCUCGGCAACACGGCACGACUGGUGAUCACGCCGCUGACGGAGCGAUGCUACCUGACUCUGACGUCUGCGUUGGCGCUGUCGAUGGGCGGAGCGCCGCUGGGCCCGGCAGGGACGGGCAAGACUGAGACGACCAAGGAUUUGGCCAAGGCGCUGGGCCAGCUCUGCGUGGUGUUCAACUGCUCAGACGGGCUGGACGUGGUCAUCAUGGGCCGGUUCUUCUCGGGCCUGGCGCAGACCGGGGCGUGGGCGUGCUUUGACGAGUUUAACCGGAUCGACAUCGAGGUGCUCUCGGUGAUUGCGCAGCAGGUGCUCACCAUCCAGCAGGCGCUCAUGGGCAGGGCGGCCGAGUUUGAGUUUGAGGGCUCGCUCAUUCCGCUCGUGCCGUCGUACGGGUGCUUUGUGACGAUGAAUCCGGGCUAUGCGGGGCGGACCGAGCUGCCAGACAACCUCAUGGCACUGCUGCGGCCUGUGGCGAUGAUGAUUCCGGACUACGCACUCAUUGCCGAGAUCAUCCUGUAUUCGGAGGGCUUUUCGGGCGCUACGCGGCUUGCGUCCAAGAUUGUGACGAUGUACAAGCUGGCGUCUGAGCAGCUCUCGCAGCAAGACCACUAUGACUUUGGCCUGCGUGCGCUCAAGUCUGUACUGGUCAUGGCCGGCGCACUGAAGCGGCGGGCGGGCGCGGGCGAGUCGGAGGAGGUUGUGCUCAUUUCCGCGCUUCGCGAUGCGAACCUGCCCAAGUUUCUCUCGCAGGACAUUCCGCUCUUCCUGGCCAUCAUUUCGGACCUGUUCCCAGACGCUGACGCACCAGAGCGAGCUGAAUCGCAACUGCAGUCUGCGGUUGUAGCUGCACUCGAGGCGGAUGAUCUCGAGGCCGAGCCUGCGUUUGUUUCGAAGGUCAUGCAGCUCCAUGAGACACUGCUUGUGCGACAUGGAGUGAUGCUUGUGGGCGGGACCGGGACCGGCAAGACGACGUGCUACGAGGCGCUUGCGCAUGCGCGGUCGCGGGUGGCGGUUGCGGGCCGCUCGAGCGCCUCGAUCUACGGCUCGCCGCACGGGAUCGGUGGGCGGAGCCGCGGGAUCGGCGACGGCGGUGGGGUCGGCGACGAGGCUGGAGUUUUUGGUGUGCGGCUCAAUCCCAAGGCGUGUGAGCUGUACGGCAACUUUGAUGCCACCACCAAUGUGUGGAGCGACGGCGUGGUUGCGUCUGUCGUGCGCGAGGUGCUUGCGCUCGAGUUGCGGGGCACGAUGUCCAACUCGGCGAUCGAAGUCUCGCGGACGGUGCCGUACUUUCCUAUCGAGGGCCGACCGGAGGUUGGUGGAUGCACGUUUGGCGGCCCGUUUGCGAGCUCUGUCCCGAUUCCGUCCGACUCGGGUGUGUCUGCGGCGCGGGCGGAAAAGUGGCUGGUCUUUGACGGUCCGGUCGACUCGCUGUGGAUCGAGGACAUGAACACGGUUCUCGACGACAACAAGAUGCUCUGUCUGGCAUCUGGUGAGCGGAUUAAGCUGCCGGAGACACUGCGGAUGCUGUUUGAGGUGCCGGACCUUGCGGUGGCGUCGCCGGCGACGGUCUCGCGGUGUGGAAUGGUGUUUAUGGAGAGCGUGCACCUCUCAUGGCAUGUCCAGCUUGCGCCGUGGGAGCGUGCCACGGUUCGGAGCGGCCUGCUCUCUGCAGCCGAGGCAAGGCGGGUGGCGAGCGUGCUGCGCGACUCUAUUCUGCCUGCCGCCCUCGCGUUUGUGCGCCGCGACGACGUGGUGAGCGGAGGGCAUCCUGCGCCAGAGACCGGGAUGGUGGCGUCGUGCCUGACGCUGCUGACACAGCUGCUUCGCGAAGGCGUGCCGACCAAGGUGUUUGGGGCGGGCGAGGACGAUGAGCCCGCGGGCGAGGGCGAGGUCGACAACGAGGCCACCAGCGAGAGCGGAAGCUUGGGUGGCGUGUCGCGGGCAGACCGCGACGCCGUGAGCAUGUACGUGCUGUUUGCUGUGGUGUGGUCUGUGGGCGGGUGGCUCGACGCGGGCUCGAGGGCCAAGUUUUCGGCGUUUGUGGCGUCGAGCGCCGAGUUUGCGGCACUUGUUCCGUCGCUGGCGUCGUACCUUAGCCAUGCCGAGUCUGACUCUGUCUUUGACGUGUAUGUGCAGGAGCUCGCGCCGCUUGGCCUCGGCAGCGGGGCGCGGCUGGGGACAUGGAACAAGGUGCUGGACGCGUCGCGGUUUGUGUACGACCCGCGAGUGGCGUUCUACGACACUUUUGUGCCGACGCGUGCUGCAGUGCAGUACGGUGCCGUGAUGCAGCUCUAUCUCCGCGGGCAGCGGUCUGUGAUGGUGACCGGCAAGUCCGGCGUGGGCAAGUCUGCUACGGUGGGCCGACUGCUGGCAUCUGGCGGGCUCGGUGGAAAGAGCGUGGCGAGCGUGGCGUUCUCAGGCGCGACGCGCGUGGCGACGCUGCAGGACGGACUGGAGGCAAAACUUGUGAGGCAUUCUGCGACGGCGCUCGGACCGCCCAAGGGUGGCGAGCAGUUGGUCUUUAUUGACAAUCUCAACAUGCCGAAGCGCGAGGUGUGGGGAGCAGCGCCACCGCUGGAGCUGCUUCGGCAGCUUGUAGGAUUUGGCGGCAUGUUUGACCGACAGCGGCUGCAGUGGGUCAAGCUUGUGGCGACCGAGUUUGUGGGCGCGAUGGCGCCGCCGGGCGGUGGAGCGUCGGAGGUCUCGCCGCGAUUGCUGCGGCUGUUCGCGCAGCUGCACAUGGCGGAGCCCGGAAGAGAGGACAUGCUGGAGAUGUUUGAGCCGAUUCUGCGUGGUUUCCUGAGGUCGUUCAGCGAGGAAGUUGUGGCGCUGGCGGAGCCGCUGAUGGUCGCCACCAUCGAUCUGUUUGUGGCGAUCCGAGAGGAGCUGCUGCCGAGCCCGUCCAAGUCGCACUACACGUUCAACCUGCGGCAUGUCUCGCAGGUUGUGCAGGGCAUGCUCCAGCUGCGGUCGCUGGGCGAGAUGCCUGCACCUGAGAGUGUGCUCCAGCUGUGGGCGCACGAAGCGUGUCGCGUGUUUGAGGACCGGCUGGUGUCGAGCGGCGACCGAACGUGGUUUGAGACGACGCUGGGGUCUGUGGCGUCUGCAAAGCUCGGUGUCUCGUGGCCGCGGCGGGUGCUGAGCAACGUGCUGUACGCAACGCACUUGCGGGCCAAGAACCCGGGCUUUUACGCGCCGCUGGAGUUGGAGGACAGCGGGCUGGACAAUGCUGCUGCCGCGGCGAGCCAGUUUGUGGCCGAGUACAACGUAGAGCACGCGUCCGAGUCGCCGUUGGAGCUUGUGUUCUUCCGGGAUGCGGUGAAGCACCUUGCGCGGAUUCUGCGGAUUUUGAGGCAGCCGCGCGGGUCUGCGCUUCUGCUGGGGCCCGACGGGUGCGGGCGGCGGUCGCUUGCGCGGGUGGCAGCGCACGUUGCUGGCUACGAGGUGGCAAGCGUGGAGCUGUCGAAGGGCUAUGGGCCAGCCGAGUUCCGCGAGGACGUCAAGGGAGUGCUUGGCCGGGCCGCGGCUGGGAAGCAUGUGGUGUUUCUCCUCUCCGACGCACAGAUGGUGGAUGAGGCGUUCUACGACGACGUGUCCAACUUGCUCAACUCUGGCGAGGUGCCGCAGCUGUACUCUGACGACGAGGAGGCAAUGCUGGUGUCGAGCCUGCGCGAUGCUGCCAAAGAGGCUGGCGUGGACGGCUCGCGGCACGAGGUGCUCGCGUAUGCAGCAGACAUGGCGCGGGAGCACUUGCACAUUGUGCUUGUGAUGUCGCCUGUGGGAUCUGGCUUCCGUGCACGGAUCCGCCAGUUCCCUGCGCUCGUCGACUGCUGCACCAUUGACUGGUUCGAGACGUGGCCGCGGGAGGCGCUGCUUGCUGUAGCACGGGCGCGGCUGUCGAGCUCCGAGGCCGUAGUCCGGGUGGUGGGCGACGCCGCGGCACUCGAGAGUGUGGCUCAGGUUGCUGUGAGCAUGUACCUGAGCGUUGCGGAGAGCACGGCGUCGUUCCGGGCGAGCGUGCGGCGUGCGGCGUACAUCACACCGGCAUCGUUCUUGCGGAUGCUGGAGCAGUACGAAGUGCUUGUGGGCAAGCGGCACGCGGCGCUGAGCACGCGGCGCGAGCACUUUGAGUCUGGCGUGGAGCAGCUGGAGGUGUUUGACGGCCUUGUGCGCGAAAUGGAGGAGGAGCUCAAAGGCAUGCAGCCGGAUCUGGAGAAGGCUGCUGCCGAGGCAGCGGCGAUUCUGGAGCAGGUUGCAGCCGACCAGGGCAAGGCUGACGAGGUCAAGGCGCACGAGAUGCAAGUGCUCCGUGACUCUGCGGCGUCGGACCUUGAGGAGGUGAUGCCGAUCUAUGACGACGCGUUGCUUGCGCUUGGGGCGCUUAACCGUGACGACCUCUCCGAGGUUAAGCAGUACAUCCGGCCGCCGGAGCUUGUGACAACUGUGAUGGACGCGGUGUGCCUCCUGCAGGGGAUCAAGCCCGGAUGGGCCGAGGCGAAGAAGAUGAUGAACAAGGACUUUAUCUCGACGCUGGAGCGGUUUGACAAGGACCACAUUCCGGAGGAGGUGCUGCGGAAGCUGGGCAAGAUGCUGCGGAACCCGGACUUUAACCCUGAGACCGUGGGCCACACGUCGAUUGCGGCCAAGUCGCUGUGCCAGUGGGUCAUUGCGAUCGAGAACUACGCGCGGGUGUUCAAGAAGGUGGAGCCGAAGCGGAUUGCGCUGGCGGAAGCCGAGGCCCAGUUUGAGGAGACGAUGGUUGCGCUGACGGAGAAGCGGGCCGAGCUGGAGAGCGUGCAAGCGUCUGUGGACGCGCUGCAGGCCAAGUAUGAGGCAGCGUGCGGGCGACAGGAGUUUGUGGCGUCGCGAAUUGCCGAGACGCAGGCUCGUCUGGAGCGCGCGGCCAAGCUGGUGAAGGGACUUGGCGGCGAGGCCGCGCGGUGGCGUGCGACGCUAGCGGAGUUGACGGCAUCAAGCUCUGUGGUGGCGUACGACAUGCUCAUGGCUGCGGGCUGGGUGACGUACCUGGGCGUGUUUACGCCCGAGUACCGAAGCCAGCUGUUUGCUGGAUGGAUGGCUGCGGCGGGCGAAGCGGGGCUCCCGCUCUCGCCGGCGGCUUCGCUCUCGCUGGGCAACUUGCUUGCCGAGCCUGUGGAGGUGCGGUCGUGGGUGCUUGACGGGCUGCCUGGCGACGAGUUUUCUGUGCAGAACGCGGUGCUUGCGCGGGAGGCUGUGGCGUGGCCGCUGUUCAUCGACCCGCAGGGCCAGGCUGCGGCUUGGGUGCGGGCAAUGGAGGCCGGGGCCGGGCUUGUGGUGACCAAGGUGGACGAUGGCAAGCUGCUCCGGCUGCUGCAGUCUGCGAUACCUGUAGGCGCGCCUGUGCUUAUUGAGGGCGUGGGCGAUGAACUUCCGCCUGUGCUCCUCCCGCUGCUGAGUAAGAGCCUGAUCAAGGUCAACAACCAGGUGUGCGUGCGGGUGGGCGACGCCGAGGUGUUUUAUCACAGCGACUUUAAGCUGUACCUUGCGACGCGGUCUGCCAACCCGAGCUACCUGCCACAGGUGUUCAACACUGUGAAUGUGGUCAACUUUUGCGUGACGCGGUCGAACUUGACGGACCAGCUGCUGGGUGAUGUGAUCCGACUGGAGCGGAACGAGCUGGAGCGCGUGAAUGACGAGCUGACCGUCUCGCUUGCGCACGACAAGAACGCGCUCGCCGAGUCUGAGGAGACGAUUUUGCGGAUGGUUGCGGCGGCUUCAUCUACCAUUCUGGACGACGACACGCUCAUUGACGCGCUCGACGAGUCGCGGGCGACAGCCGAGGUGAUCAAGAAGCGGGUGCGAGAGGCCGAGGCGACGCGGGCCAACAUUGCGGCGGCACGGAACGAGUACCUGCCUGUGGCGCGGGUGGGCAUGCUGCUCUACUUUGUGCUUGUGGACCUGGGGAGCCUCGAUUCGAUGUACCAGUUCUCUCUGGCGUUUUUCUCUGGCCUCUUUGCGCGGACGCUUGCAUCUGUGCCUGCGCUAGCCGACGAGGCAAGCGAUGCCGAGCUAGGGCAGCACCUGAGCGUGCUGCAGGAUGCUCUGCUGCGAUCGGUGUACUCUGCGGUUGCGCGCGGGCUGUUUAAGAAGGACACACCGCUGUUCUCGCUCAUGAUUGCGGUUGCACUCCUCCGCGAGACCGGGGCCGUGUGGGACGAGCUGUGGGCUGUCUUUGUGGCACCAGGCGUGGUGGGCUCGUCAAGCGCGCUUGAUGACGGCGACGGAAGCGGGCAGGCUCGGCCGCUCUGGGUGUCUGCGAGCGGCUGGGCAGAAGUGUGCGCACUGGACAGUGUGCUGGCGCAGCGCGGGCACACCGGCCUUGCGGAGUCGAUGGCGGUGGAGGCGCGGGCACAGUGGGAGGUGUGGGGCUCGAGCGACGAGCCGGAAGCCGAGGCGCUGCCGUGGAAGAGCGAGUUGGAGCCGAGCAAGGCCGGCGCGUUUGUCAAGCUGCUUGUGGUGAAGGCUGCGCGCGAGGACCGGUUUGUGGCGUGCGCAGAGGUUGUGGUGUCGAGCGUUCUUGGUGCGGCGUUUGUGGAGCGAGUGCCUGCGUCGCUGGCGGAGGUGCACCGCGACUCGAGCGCGACGACGCCGAUCAUUCUGGUGCUCUCAUCGGGAUCUGACCCGACGCAACUUGUGUUGGAGCACGCGGCUGCGGCCGGGUUUGGCAGCAAGCUGCGGAUGCUGUCGCUAGGGCAAGGGCAGGGCGAACGAGCGGAAGCGCACAUUGUGGAGGCUGCCAAGCACGGGCUCUGGGUGUACCUUCAGAACUGCCACCUUGCGCUAUCAUGGCUCCCGAAGCUCGACCGGCUUGUGGCACAGCUGGGAUCGUCCAUGGGCGUGCAUCCCGAAUUCCGGCUGUGGCUGACGUCGAAGCCGUGCGAGGCGUUUCCGGCGCAGCUUCUGCGGCGCGGGCUGAAGCUGACCAACGAGCCGCCUGCGGGGCUUCGGGCCAACUUGCUGCGGACGUUUACCAACUUGACGGAGCGUCAGUUUGUGCUGGACGAGGCGGCGUCGCCGAGCGAGUCUGCGGUGGAGCUUGUGUGGCGGCGGCUGGUGUACGGGCUGGCGUUUUUCCACGGAGUGGUGCAGGAGCGGCGGCGGUUUGGGGCGCUGGGAUGGAACGUGCCUUAUGGGUGGACAGAUGCGGACCUUAACGUGUCACUGGCGAUGCUGCGUGAGGCGCUGACGGCGGAGGUUGGCGCGAGCGGCAGCGGCUCUGAGGGCGGAGUCAGGCGUGCUGUGAGCGUGCCGUUUGACGCACUCCUGUUUAUGGUCGGCGAGAUCCACUACGGCGGACGGAUCACGGACGAGUGGGACAACCGGACGCUGCGGAGCGUGCUGAGCGUGUUUGUGCAUCCGGGGCUGGCGGAGAGUGCAAGCGAAUCGGGAGUGCGGUUCCUCUCGCAAGGCGCAAAUGACUACGGGGUGCCGAGCGCGAGCGAACUCAAGUCGCUAGAGAAUCUGCGGAAGGCUGUGCUGGCGCGGGUGCCGGCUCACGACGAGCCGGGCGUGUUUGGGCUUCACCCGAACGCUCAGCUUGCAGCGCAGCAGGCCGAGUCGCGGGCGCUCAUCCAGGGGCUUAUUGCAACACAGGCUGCGAGCGGCAGAGGCGGGCGAGUUGGCAGUGGGCUGCACGGAAGCGCCGGCGAGACGGUGGCGGUGCUCAUCGAGGAGCUGCUCGGGCGUGUGCCUGCCAAGCUCGACGAGGCCGAGGCGGGCAACGGGAGCCUGGGCAGCUCGCGUGGCGAGGCUGUGGGCUCGCUGGGUGUUGUACUCGCGCAGGAGAUGGCGCGGUUCAACAAGCUGCUCGAGGUUGUGACAACGAGUCUCGGUUCGCUGGCGCGUGGAAUCCGCGGCGAGGUGGUAAUGACGUCGGAAAUGGAGGCGAUGUUCGAAGACCUGCUGUACGCGCGGGUGCCGAACGUGUGGGCGGCUGUGGCGUAUCCGUCGCUCAAAGCGCUCGUGCCGUGGAUGGACAACUUAGUGGAGCGGGUCCAGUUUAUGCGCGAGUGGCUGGUGGGUGGUGUGCCCAACUCGUUCUGGCUCUCGGCGUUUUUCUUCCCGCAAGGCUUCCUCACCGGGGUGCUCCAGGAGCACGCCCGUGCAGUGCAUGUCCCGAUCGACGACCUCGUGUUUGUAACGCAUGUGCUCGAGGCCGGCGGGCGGCGGAGCGCCGACAGCGGCGGCGUGGUGGUCCAUGGCCUGUAUCUCGAAGGCGCAGGGUGGGCCGAGGGCGCGCUCUGCGAGGCAACACCCGGCAUGCUUGUGCAGGCCAUGCCGCCGCUCUGGCUCGAGCCCAAGCUCCGGAGCGAGGCUGGAAGCGCCAUGCUCCACGCGGUGGUGCCGAUGUACAAGACCCGUGAACGCGCGGGCGUUCUUUCGACCACCGGGCGGUCGACCAACUUUGUUCUUGCACUCAAGCUCCCGACCCGGCGCGAGGGCGAUGAUGAGGUCUUUGUCCGGCGAGGAGCCGCAUUGAUGCUGGAGCCGUAG
Thecamonas trahens ATCC 50062 is the source of this 13707-nucleotide messenger RNA. Its product is annotated as dynein heavy chain. Lineage: Eukaryota; Apusomonadida; Apusomonadidae. Gene Ontology annotation, biological process: microtubule-based movement. The transcript has 2 exons. The record is from RefSeq and is a predicted model, not a curated record. Gene Ontology annotation, molecular function: dynein intermediate chain binding; ATP hydrolysis activity; minus-end-directed microtubule motor activity. Bases 1 to 13707 code for a protein of 4568 amino acids. Gene Ontology annotation, cellular component: dynein complex.